CAAGUGAAAAAACGCGCAAGACGACUCGCAAAUCAACGACUGUUUUGAUGUCAUGCUCCAUCUUUGCUACAAAUUGUAGUGUCAUUCGUUUGUACGUAUCAGCGUUUACAUUUCCAGACUGCACUAAAUACAGUAAUGGCUCUAUUAAUAGACAAUGGAAAAGGACAUUUGCCUGAUUAUGAAGUGCAAGGAGCAAGAACAGUGAGCUUUACUCCGUAUGCUGACAAUGGAGGGAGUGUAGUGGCUCUUGCAGGCAACGACUUCUGUGUCAUUGCUGCAGACACACGUCUUAGUACAGGAUUUUCGAUUUACACCCGGCAGCAGGACAAGUUAUUCCCACUGUCAAAAACUACUAUUUUAGGAUGUUCUGGUUGUUGGUGCGAUACUUUGACUUUAACUCGUCUCUUGUCUGCUCGUAUGCAGAUGUACAAGCAUGAACAUCAAAAAGAAAUGUCAACCCCAGCAACUGCACAGAUGCUUUCAACAAUGCUGUAUUAUAAAAGAUUCUUUCCAUAUUAUGUCAGUAAUAUACUUGCUGGAUUAGAUGAAAAUGGAAAAGGAUGUAUAUAUAGCUAUGAUCCUAUUGGACAUUGUGAAAAAACUACAUACAGAGCAGGUGGCUCAGCUGGCGCACUUUUGCAGCCACUUCUCGAUAAUCAAAUUGGAUACAAGAAUCAAGAAGGCAUCACUCCUGAGAGCUUAACUCAAGAAAAAGCUGUGGCUAUUCUAAAGGAUGUUUUUACAUCUGCAGCUGAAAGAGAUAUAUACACAGGUGAUGGGAUAACUAUCAAAAUUAUUACCAAGGAUGGAAUACAAGACACUAGUUUCGCGUUGAGGAAAGAUUAGUGGACGAAAAGAAACGUUUAUAUUAUGGAAUCUACAUAAAUAAAAUUGAGUAUUCAAGAAUUUAUAAUUUUUUUCUUUUUCAAUUUUUUUUUCUUGUAUAUUCUUUGAGGACAGCACUGAGAAAAAGAAGUGCAGAUACUGAAUAUGAAGAUCAUCCUAAGGAAUAGUUCGUAGAAAACGCUUGUAUGGAAAAGAGAUAUAAAUAUACAGUGUUGUCUCAA
Odontomachus brunneus is the source of this 1067-nucleotide messenger RNA. It is a transcript of the gene Prosbeta6, whose product is annotated as proteasome subunit beta type-1. The coding region runs from base 136 to 846 and encodes 236 amino acids. Gene Ontology annotation, cellular component: proteasome core complex. NCBI's taxonomy places the organism in Eukaryota, Metazoa, Arthropoda, Insecta, Hymenoptera, Formicidae. The transcript is spliced from 4 exons. The record is from RefSeq and is a predicted model, not a curated record.